Molecule: messenger RNA, 327 nt
Organism: Lactuca virosa
Lineage: Eukaryota; Viridiplantae; Streptophyta; Magnoliopsida; Asterales; Asteraceae
Source: the annotation of a GenBank genome assembly
AUGACAGGACUUGCAGUUGCAGCUGUUGCUUAUGCUGGCAGAUAUGGCAUCCAAGCAUGGCAGGAUUUCAAGGCUAGACCAGCUUCGCCUGUUGCAUUUAGAAAGUUUUAUCAAGGUGGUUUCCAAUCUAAAAUGACAAGAAGAGAAGCUGCUCUGAUUCUUGGAGUAAGGGAAAGUAUUGUGGUUGAUAAGGUAAGGGAAGCACGUAGAAGGGUAAUGGUGGCAAAUCAUCCAGAUGCUGGUGGUAGUCACUAUCUUGCUUCCAAAAUCAAUGAAGCAAAAGAAAUGCUCAUGAGGAAAACUAGCAACACAGGCUCGGCUUUCUGA